Messenger RNA from Orycteropus afer afer, 561 nucleotides. It is a transcript of the gene NME4, whose product is annotated as NME/NM23 nucleoside diphosphate kinase 4. Gene Ontology annotation, molecular function: nucleoside diphosphate kinase activity. The record is from RefSeq and is a predicted model, not a curated record. Gene Ontology annotation, biological process: CTP biosynthetic process; UTP biosynthetic process; GTP biosynthetic process. The transcript has 5 exons. Bases 1 to 561 code for a protein of 186 amino acids. NCBI's taxonomy places the organism in Eukaryota, Metazoa, Chordata, Mammalia, Tubulidentata, Orycteropodidae.
AUGCGCGCCUUUCUGGGCCGCGCCGCACUGCGGGGGCUGCUGGGCGGCCCGCGGGCCCCGGGCCCGAGCCCCUUACGGCACAGCUCGGGAGGCCCAUCUCGGACCCAGGAGCGGACCCUGGUGGCAGUGAAACCUGAUGGGGUGCAGCGGAGGCUGGUGGGAGAUGUGAUCAGCCGCUUCGAGAAGCGUGGCUUCAAGCUGGUGGGGAUGAAGAUGCUGCAGGCACCAGAGAGCGUCCUUGCCCAACACUACUGUGACCUGCGGGGGAAGCCCUUCUACCCAGCCCUCAUCAGCUACAUGAGCUCCGGCCCGGUGGUGGCCAUGGUCUGGGAAGGCCACAAUGUGGUCCGCACCUCGAGGACCAUGAUCGGAGACACAGACGCUGCGGAAGCUGCCCCAGGAACCAUCCGGGGAGACUUCAGCGUCCACAUUAGCAGGAACGUCAUCCAUGCCAGCGACUCCGUGGAGGGGGCCCAGAGGGAGAUCCGGUUGUGGUUCCAGAGCUGUGAGCUGGUGGACUGGCCGGACCUGGGCCCCCACAGCAGUGUCUCCCCAGCCUGA